Molecule: messenger RNA, 838 nt
Organism: Zophobas morio
Lineage: Eukaryota; Metazoa; Arthropoda; Insecta; Coleoptera; Tenebrionidae
Product: transcription factor Adf-1-like
Exons: 3
Coding region: 76-753 (225 amino acids)
Biological process (GO): regulation of transcription by RNA polymerase II
Cellular component (GO): transcription regulator complex; nucleus
Molecular function (GO): DNA binding
Source: RefSeq, a predicted model, not a curated record
GGCGCCGACGACAAAACAUCGUAUUUACUCCGUUUUGGCGAAUUCUAACACACAGUUCGACACAAUCAAAAAAACAUGAGCAAUUCCAGUUACAGAGUAGACGCUGACGAAUAUUUAGUCUCGCUGAUAGCGAAACAUCCAGGUAUUUACGAUAAACGCAGCGAUUACUACAAAGAUUAUAUACGAAAGCAACAAUCGUGGGACUCCAUCGCUAGCCAACUGAAUUUGGAUGCUGAAAGCGUCCGGAAAAGAUGGGAAAAUUUACGAGACAGAUUUGUACGAGUUUACAGAGAAUAUACGGCGUCGAGCAAUAAUCCCAUGGUGAAGAACAAAUUUAAAUUGUUUGACCACAUGUUAUGGUUGGCGCCACAUAUCCGCAAACGCAGAAUGACGUCCUCAGUUUUUGUAAUGAAAACCAAGGUAGCUCCACAGUUCUCUUUAAACGACGACACUCAAAGCAGCGAUAAUCACGAAACCAAAGAAAGUGUGAACGUAAAGGCGGAAACACAAUCGAACGCAUCGGACAUCACAUAUCACGAGUCUUAUUUGGAAGAUGAUGCCAUGUUGUCCUCUACGUCAGCUGCUGACGGUAUUUCACAGCCGACUGAAAGUGAAAUUCCGAAUAAAUCUGAUCAUUACUUCAUGAUGUCAGUGGUCCAUGACUGUCAAGCUAUGCGCCCGAGGAAAAAGUUGAAGUUUAAGAAAGACGUUUUAGAACUGCUGGAAAAGUAUUUAUAUGAUGACGACAAGUGACUAUUUGUGAUGUGGAUUUGUGUUUAAAAUGUUAACUAAUUGAAAGAAUUAACCGACAAAGUUAUAUAAAACUUGAAGAAAUGGA